AACUACUGUACCUUAUCCUCUCCCUCCCAAAUACAACCCCCAAAUUUUUUUCCAUCAAAACAAACACUCUCUUCACACACACAAACACAAACACAAACGCAAACACAACCAAAACUAUUUUCCCAGAAAAUCACAACAUUCCAAAAUGGAGAACAACCAACAACAACAACCACCACCGCCGGCGGCGGCGGCAGUACAGUCGUCGCCGUACCCUCCUCAGGCGCCGUACCACCACCUCCUCCAGCAGCAGCAGCAACAACUCCAGAUGUUCUGGACAUACCAGCGUCAAGAGAUCGAGCAAGUGAACGACUUCAAGAACCACCAGUUACCCUUGGCUCGCAUCAAGAAGAUCAUGAAGGCCGACGAGGAUGUUCGCAUGAUCUCCGCCGAGGCUCCAAUCCUCUUCGCCAAGGCCUGCGAGCUCUUCAUCCUCGAACUCACCAUCCGAUCCUGGCUCCACGCCGAGGAGAACAAGCGCCGUACCCUCCAGAAGAACGACAUCGCCGCCGCCAUCACUCGCACUGACAUUUUCGAUUUCUUGGUCGACAUUGUCCCCAGGGACGAGAUCAAGGACGAGGCCACCGGAAUUGGAAUGGUUGGGCCAACCGCCAGUGGAGUCCCUUACUACUACCCUCCAAUGGGGCAGCCGGCGCCGCCGGGGGUCAUGAUCGGACGCCCGGCGGUGCCCGGUGUUGAUCCGGGGAUGUAUGUGCAGCCGCCGCCGUCGCAGGCGUGGCAGUCGGUGUGGCAGACGGCGACGGACGAUGGGUCGUAUGCCAGCGGAGGGAGCAGUGGGCAGGGGAAUCUUGAUGGCCAAGGUUAAUUGGUUCAAUUGCAGAUGAUAUGAUGCUAAGAGUGGCACAAUGGAAGACUACUUAGCUUGAUCUUCAUGCUCUAUGGAUUUUUUUUUUAGUUUUUUAUUUUCAAUUAUUAUGAAGCAAUGGGCUGCAUGGAACAAGUAGUGAGUCUGUAUUGUUAGAAAUCUAUUAAAACAACUUGAUCAUGUGCAGUACUGAAAUGCUUCUAUGACUCAUCCUAUUAUUAUCUAUGUGCAGUUCUGGAUUUAAAUUCCAUAUCUUUCUAUUA
Camellia sinensis is the source of this 1086-nucleotide messenger RNA. RefSeq names its product nuclear factor Y, subunit C1 (gene NF-YC1). Lineage: Eukaryota; Viridiplantae; Streptophyta; Magnoliopsida; Ericales; Theaceae. The record is from RefSeq and is a predicted model, not a curated record. Gene Ontology annotation, molecular function: RNA polymerase II cis-regulatory region sequence-specific DNA binding; protein heterodimerization activity; DNA-binding transcription factor activity, RNA polymerase II-specific. Gene Ontology annotation, biological process: regulation of transcription by RNA polymerase II. Gene Ontology annotation, cellular component: nucleus.